Paramecium primaurelia is the source of this 825-nucleotide messenger RNA. The record is from the annotation of a GenBank genome assembly. NCBI's taxonomy places the organism in Eukaryota, Ciliophora, Oligohymenophorea, Peniculida, Parameciidae.
AUGACUUACAUUUAGAACAUAAAGGCUUCUAAAUCUCUCCAAAAUCUUUAAGUAUGGCUCCUGUAUCUAGCAAUCUAAUUAAGGGAGAUACUGAUGAAAUUAUUGAACAGAUCUAUUGCUUUGAUAACACUCGUGAAUAAAAUACCUUACUGGAGAAUCUCAGAUCCAAUAAAUUCACUAAAUCUAACAUUCUCAAUUUAAAAGAUGAAGUUAUUAUCGAUUUACGACAAGCUUAGAGUCCUUCUAAAAAAUUAAUGUCAAAUAAAAACUUAAACAAUAAAUUCAUUAAAAUGCUGUGAAGCAAAUUCUCAUAUAUUUUGUAGUUAUAUUAGUAUAUAUAUCAUAGCUAUAAACUCUCUUAUUAUUGAUUUUAUUAAUUUAAAAUCAAUUUCUCAACGCUGUCUUAAAAUUAUGGGCUGUUGUUAGGAUAGACCUACUAUUAUUCUCAAAGGAAACGAGCUUAGACAUCCAAUUAAAGAGCCAUCUGUUGUCCUUACUAAAAGAGCUCAAAUUUUGGAACCUAUGAAAAUCUCAAUAAUGGGAGAUAUUGAUUAAAUGGAUUUCAUAGAUGAAUUUCCUAUACAAAUGCCUUCCAUUACUUAAAUUGAUUCUAAAUUACCAAAUAAAUUAAUGAUUACUUGUGAUUUGAAGGAAACAAAGGAUUUUGUAAUUGAUGUAUUUCAAUAUUUUUAGAAAUCUACAUUAAUAUCAGAUACAAUUAUAAUCGAUAUGAGAUCUGGCACAUUGCUUCAGAGUCCAUUAAAAUAAAUGUCAGAGAGAAGUUCUAGCAAAAACUUAAACAAAAAAUUCUUAGAAAUGCUUUGA